Molecule: messenger RNA, 1929 nt
Organism: Oryzias latipes (Japanese medaka)
Lineage: Eukaryota; Metazoa; Chordata; Actinopteri; Beloniformes; Adrianichthyidae
Biological process (GO): regulation of transcription by RNA polymerase II; response to unfolded protein
Cellular component (GO): nucleus
Molecular function (GO): RNA polymerase II transcription regulatory region sequence-specific DNA binding; DNA-binding transcription factor activity, RNA polymerase II-specific
Source: RefSeq, a predicted model, not a curated record
GCGUGGGCGGAAGUGAGUCGGUGAAGUCUGAUUUCUGUGUGUUUAUUUACUGAAUUUGACGUGAAGUGAAGUCGCAGUAAUUCACAGCUGAGAAGUGUUUGCACAGAUGACACACCUGACGCUGCUGACAGGCUGCAGGACUGGGAGUUGCAGAGCUGCGACAUGUGAGGCAGAGCUGCGCUCCCCCCUCCUCACGUCUCUGCUCCUUACGUAAGAGGCCCCUCCCCCUGCCUGCGUCUCCUCGUGGUGGGUGAGCUCCUCACCUGGUGUCCUCCUGCAUCUCGGCGCUCUCAUGUGAUCCCUGCCGUGGUCCUGACACCCCCUGCCUCGGGCAUGCCUCAGCCGGGCAUGAAUGGGAUGGAGCCUGCGUUUGGCGAGGCCUUCGGGGGGCACAGGGGGCUGCGGAGUCCCUGUCCGCCGGCGCUGUCGCCCCAGGAGGGAAGGACCGAGUACGACCAGACGGUGCUCCUCAUGCUGGGCUCCCCCGCGUCGCCGCGGAAACGCCCGUUUGAGCUGCUGAGCGACCUGGUGGACGAUGGGGGCUUUGGGGAGGACCAGCACCCGGAGCGCUGGGAUGUUUCUGCACUGGACGAAAUGACUCGCUACACCAAGCUGGGCCUCGGGGGGGUUGGGGAGCCGUUGGCCUGCUCUGAGGAGGGGGUCCUCAUGGGAUGCUGGGGACGGAACCAGGAGGAGGAGGAGGAGAGGAGGACGAAGAGCAAACGCCCGGCGCCUCCUGUUGCCCUGGAGGUCCAGGCGGCUGCUGAGGGGAAGGAGGAGCAGUGCGCCUCUGUUCCCACAGCAGCCCCAGGGGGGCUGUGUGCUGCUGGGGGAGGACAGGAUGCCGGGAUGUUAAGGGAGCGCACGGUGGAGGUGUACCAGGUCGGGCAAGAGGAAGAGGAGGUGACGACCGGGUUAGCUCUGGAGCACUGCAGUGAGGAGCACAACUACUCCCUCAGUCAGGGGGGGCAGCUGGUGGCAGGGCCUGAGGAGAAGGAGGACCAGGAGGUGCAGGGCAGUGAGGAGAGCUCGACGAUCCUAGAGCUAAAGGGGGACGAGGACGAAGAAGAGGAGGAGGAGGAGGUGGAGGAGGAGACCACAGCCGAGUUCUCCAGCUCCUCAGAGUCAGAAUGUGAGGUGGAAGCAGAGCCGACCGCUCCACCAGGCCAACGCCCGUCCAAGCGCCGCUGCUUCUGGGAGUACAGACGCACUCGGGAGUCGGCCCCAAAGAAGAAAGUGGGCGGCGACGUCCACUGGUCUCUGUCCUGGAGCGCCAGCACUCUGCCCAGUACUCUGUACCGCCGGGAGGGGAAAAAAGGACGACGCAAAGCUCGCAAAACCGACGCCAGCGACCUAACCCCCAACCCCCAGAAGCUUCACAGCAUUGGCGAGCAGCUGCAGAAGCUCAACGCCGCCAUCGACGGCAUGGGACCGGUCAACGACCUGCCCGCCGUGGCCCGGGCCCGCUCCCGCAAGGAGAAGAACAAGCUGGCCUCCAGGGCCUGCCGGCUGAAGAAGAAGGCCCAGCAUGAAGCCAACAAGAUUAAGCUGUGGGGGCUCAACCAGGAGUACGAGAACCUGUUGGCAUCUCUGCUGCGCAUCAAGGAGGUGAUCAGGAGGCGCGUGGAGAGCAGCGAGGAGGAGGAGCCAGACGACCGCGGGAUGACCCGGCGCCUGGAGGACAUCCUGAAGGAGUCCAGCGGUCCGUUGGUCGCCGGUCGGACCAAAGACUUCGUGCAGAGAAUUCUGGCGGCCAACAGUCAGAACCAGCUGGGGGGCCACCAGCAGGAGGGGGAGAAGGCAGCGGGGUGAACGCUGUGCUGCCCCGUCUGCCCCCACCCCCAUUGGAGAUGAACAAGAGGCGGGGGCAUCCUGAGGCUGUUGCACUGCAGCAUGUCGUUCCCCCCCCCCCCCCCCCCCCCCCCCCCC